AUUCUAAAGUGUUACCCACUAAAUAUCUCUUUUUCUAUAAUAAAUAUGAGUGCAAUGAGCAAAAUAGAGUUAAGAACUUAAUAUGUCCCAAAGGGCAUUUGAAGGUAUGAUAAAAGGCAGCACUGUUUUGCCUCAGAGGAUCCAACCUCACAUGCAUACUGGAAUGGCAAGGAGGACUGUGUUACUGCAGCUAUUACUGCUCAUUGUACAUGGCAGCUUUGUGCCAGUUUCAGCGCAAGUCUGCAGUCUGCUUGGUCAGCCUGCCCAACCUCUACUUUCUGCAGAAAGAGACAUCAACAUUGGAGCGAUUUUCUCAAUCCACAGAAAUGCCCUGCUAAAGAUGCAUAAUUACAUUUCUAAACCAGAGCCAAUAACAUGUCUCAGCUUAAGCCUUCGGGAAUUUAAAUUUGCUCAGACACUAAUUUUUGCCAUUGAGGAGAUUAAUAACAGCACACAGUUGUUACCUGGUAUUUAUUUGGGCUAUAAGAUAUAUGACUCAUGUCGCUCUAUCGCUCAAACAAUCAUCUCAGGCAUCGCUUUGAUGAAUGGUUAUGAAGCCACUUUGACUGAUAUGUCCUGUUCUAGACCACCAGCUGUUCAUGCCAUUGUUGGAGAGUCAACAUCCUCACCCACCAUUGGCUUGGCUUCUGUAGUUGGUCCAUUCAGCUUACCUGUUAUCAGUCAUUUUGCCACAUGUGCAUGCCUGAGUAACAGAAAAAGGUAUCCAUCCUUUUUCAGAACAAUAUCCAGUGAUUAUUACCAAAGCAGAGCGCUGGCUCAGCUUGUCAAGCACUUUGGCUGGACCUGGGUUGGCACAGUAAGGAGUCGCAAUGACUAUGGUAAUAAUGGAAUUUUAGCAUUUGAGGAGGCUGCAAAAGAAGAGGGGGUUUGUAUUGAAUACUCAGAGGCCAUAUUAAGCAAUGAUCCACAAGAACAGUUUCUGAAGACACUAGAGGUGAUAAAAAAGGGCACCACCAGGGUUGUGGUUGCUUUUAUAGCAUUAGGUGAUUUUUUCCCCCUCCUGAAAGUAAUUUCACAGCACAACAUCACAGGGCUGCAGUGGGUUGGCAGUGAAUCCUGGAUCACUUCUCGAACUCUUGCAGAAACAAAGGAAUACAGUUUUCUUUCUGGAGCUGUGGGUUUUGCUAUAGCAAAUGCCAAAAUUAUGGGCUUGCGUGAGUUCCUAGUCAAUGUGCACCCUGAACAAGAUAAAAAAAAUGAACUUUUCAAAGAAUUCUGGGAAACAGCCUUUCAGUGCUCUUUCAAAAACAAUGGCAGUGGUGGCUGUACUGGCUCAGAGAGACUUGCUGAAAUGCAAAAUGAAUAUACUGACGUAUCAGAGCUACGAAUAGUAAAUAAGGUAUAUACUGCAGUGUAUGCUGUUGCAUAUACAUUACAUAAUGUAUUAAAAUACAUCACAUCCUCAGCCAACAGCAGCAAAGGAGUAUGGCCUACACCACAAAUGGUGUUGAAGUGUAUGAGGGAUGUGAGAUUCACUGUUAAAACAGGUGAAGAAAUCUUCUUUGAUGAAAGUGGUGAUCCAGUGGCAAGAUAUGACCUUGUUAACUGGCAGCCUGCUGAAGAUGGAAGUUUGCAGUUUGAACAUGUGGGCCUGUAUGACAGCUCAGUUACUUCAGAACAACGUCUUCAGGUCAAUCUGGAACACAUACUAUGGACAGAGGAAAGUGGACAGCUGCCUGUGUCCGUGUGCAGUAAGAGCUGCCCCUCCGGCACUAGGAAGGCAGUGCAAAAAGGACGACCUGUCUGCUGUUAUGACUGUAUUCCUUGUGCAGAUGGAGAAAUCAGUAAUGGCACAGAUUCUAGUGACUGCUUUCCUUGUGAUUUGGAGUACUGGUCGAAUGAGAGCAAAGACAGAUGUGUAUUAAAAUUGGUUGAAUUCCUGUCAUACUCAGAAAUCAUGGGAAUUGUGCUUUGUAUUUUCUCAUUCAUGGGGGUGUUAUUAACAGCUAUGGUAUCUUUUCUGUUUUAUCUUCAUAAAGAAACAUCUAUUGUCAGAGCCAACAACUCAGAGCUGAGCUUCCUGUUGCUCUUCUCGCUCUCACUGUGUUUUCUCUGUUCACUUACUUUCAUUGGUCGGCCCACUGAGUGGUCCUGUAUGUUGCGUCACACCACGUUUGGGAUCACUUUUGUUCUCUGUAUCUCCUGUGUUCUCGGGAAAACAAUAGUUGUUUUAAUGGCCUUCAAAGCUACACUUCCAGGAAGUAAUGUCAUGAAAUGGUUUGGGCCUCUUCAGCAAAGACUCAGUGUUGUUUCCUUAACAAUAAUACAAGUGAUUAUCUGUGUGCUUUGGUUGGCAAUAUCCCCCCCUUUCCCAUAUAUGAAUUUGAGCUAUUAUAGAGAAAAGAUCAUCCUUGAAUGUAACUUAGGGUCAGCUCUUGGUUUCUGGGCUGUUUUGGGUUAUACUGGUCUGCUAUCCACCUUAUGUUUUCUUUUAGCUUUUCUUGCUCGGAAGCUCCCUGAUAACUUCAAUGAAGCCAAGUUCAUCACAUUUAGUAUGCUCAUAUUCUGUGCUGUUUGGCUCACAUUUAUCCCAGCUUAUGUCAGUUCUCCUGGUAAAUUUACUGUUGCUGUGCAGAUAUUUGCAAUUUUAGCUUCAAGUUUUGGUUUACUAUUAUGCAUAUUUGCUCCAAAAUGUUACAUAAUUUUGUUAAAACCAGAGCUAAACACAAAGAAACAAAUUAUGAGGAAAUAG
Carassius carassius (crucian carp) is the source of this 2713-nucleotide messenger RNA. Its product is annotated as extracellular calcium-sensing receptor-like. The record is from RefSeq and is a predicted model, not a curated record. The transcript is spliced from 6 exons. Gene Ontology annotation, cellular component: membrane. Gene Ontology annotation, molecular function: G protein-coupled receptor activity. Gene Ontology annotation, biological process: G protein-coupled receptor signaling pathway. Lineage: Eukaryota; Metazoa; Chordata; Actinopteri; Cypriniformes; Cyprinidae. Bases 83 to 2713 code for a protein of 876 amino acids.